AUGAAGUACGGCAUCGGCCGCUGGGUGCAGAUCCUGGAGACUGGCCUGUUCCCUGGCAAGCUCAUUCAGCAGCUGAAUGGGCAGACUCAACGCCUCAUAGGGCAGCAGUCCCUCUCAGCGUACACGGGCCUGCAAGUGGACGUGGACCGCAUCCGAGGGGACAAUGAGCAGAAGAAGGAUGUGGAGCGCAAGUGCGGACUCAUCAUCUGGUCAGGACCCAACCCCACGAAGAAGAUGAAGGACGAGUGGCAGGCGGAGGCCAAGGCCAGGUACGGCCUAUCUCCUGACCAGCUGGCAGAGGUAGAGGCGCAACUUGAGGAGCUGGUUGCCAGCGUGGACAGGUCCAAGGGCAGCGGCCUGGCCAGCGGCCACGUGCCUCUUAUCGACCUCAUGGAGGCCCCGCUGGAUGCGCUGUCGCGGGAGCAGAAGGUGCUGCUGCUGAAGCGGCUGCGCAGCAAGCUGGCCAGCCUGGUGGCCGCGCUCACUGCCAAGCAGGCCGGCGCCCCCAUCACCAAGGUUCAUGGCACGCCUGUGAAACGCAGGAGAUCCAUGGGGACGUCAGUCGAGGGCGCAACAGAGGAGCAGACUGUGCAUGCAGCUGGGCCCCAGGAGGCCGAGGGUGUGGCCUCAGGCAGCAAUGGCAGAGGAGCAGCAAAUAAGAAGGGCAGUGCAAAGGCAGGCACCAAGCGCCGGGCGCGCAUGCCAAAGGAGCAGAAGCAGCAGGAAAGCGCGGAGGAGAGAGGGACCAAAAGGAGGAGCCGGGGCAGGGGCAAGGUUGUCUUUGAUGACCCAGAUAGCGAUUUCAUGGACGUGGAUGAUGCCACUGGUGUGUUGGCUGAUGCUGAGCAGACUGCUGUUCAGGCGGACAUCACAUCCCUGCAGGGCAUGGGAUUCAGCAAAGCCAAGGCAAAGGAGGCCUUGGAGGAGUGCAAUUACAGCAUGGACCUAGCCAUCGAAUGGCUGGUGCUCAGAAUACUAUCUAGAAAGCCGGCUAAUCGACAGAAGGCCACAGAAGGUGAUGUGGCCGCAGUAGUGAGGCAUCUGACCGGCGCCAGCCAUGCGGUGGCCGCCGAAUGCGCGAAUGUCAUCCUGAACCUCUGCUUUGAGCGGGCCAACGUGAGCAGGCUGCUCAAGUGCAACGGCGUCGCUCCCCUGGUGUCCUUGCUGAAAAGCUCAAACGCUGAUGUUCAAGCCAGCGCAUGCGGCGUCAUCCAGAGCAUCUGCUAUCUGGGGAGGGGGAGGCAGGCGGCCAGAGACUGCGCAGCGAUUCCAGAGUUGCUGGCAGUGCUGCGCAGCGAGGACGGCAAGGUGCGCGUGAGGGCGGUGGGCGCGCUGCACAAUCUGUCGUGCGACCCCCAGUCGGUGCGCAUGACGCGGCGCUGCAACGGCAUUGGCCCGCUCGUGGCACUCCUAAAGCUCAGCUGUGCGCCACUGGUGCUUUGCUCAACAUUCUGGGACCCGCGCUAG
Molecule: messenger RNA, 1467 nt
Organism: Coccomyxa subellipsoidea C-169
Lineage: Eukaryota; Viridiplantae; Chlorophyta; Trebouxiophyceae; Coccomyxaceae
Product: ARM repeat-containing protein
Exons: 11
Coding region: 1-1467 (488 amino acids)
Molecular function (GO): protein binding
Source: RefSeq, a predicted model, not a curated record